This is a messenger RNA of Chaetomium strumarium, 384 nucleotides long. RefSeq lists its product as uncharacterized. The record is from RefSeq and is a predicted model, not a curated record. The coding region runs from base 1 to 384 and encodes 127 amino acids. The transcript has 2 exons. NCBI's taxonomy places the organism in Eukaryota, Fungi, Ascomycota, Sordariomycetes, Sordariales, Chaetomiaceae.
AUGGCGUGGAGUUUGGUCGUGCAGCAGUAUUCAAAUUGCGACUUGACCAUCGCCUCUGACAAACUCAUCGCUCUCUCGGGAGUGGCUCAUUACCACCAGAGACAGUUGCUUGGCCACGACACCUACCUGGCCGGCCUCUGGAGGAAGACCUUCAUCGAGGAGCUCUCGUGGGUGUGCGAGAAGCUUAAUUGCCGUAGGGUAAAGGAGUACCGUGCUCCUCCUUGGUCCUGGGCCGCCGUCGACGGGCCUGUUACUUUCGCCAACCCCCUGGUCGGCCAUUACGAGCGGUACGACAAUGAGGCGGAGAUCAUUGACAUUCGGACGGAACUCCUUGACCCCGGUAACUCCACCGCGGGGGUACUUGCAGCUCGUGCUCCCGGCUAA